ACAUACAUACAACUAAAUGAUGAGCAUUCAGCAGCCAGCAGGCUCUAUAUAUUAGGGUUCUCUCCCCUUGUUCCGGCCGCUUGUCAAUUAUUUUUCUUCUUAAUUGCUUCAUCAACAGAUCUUAGAAUUAAGCAGCUGGUAGCCAUGAGCAGAGGUGGGAGCUUUGGCGGCGGGCAAAGUUCGUUGGGCUACCUCUUUGGCUCCGAUGAGAAACCAAGCGCAGCUCCUCCACCAAGAACAGUCAACCCUCCUCCAUAUGGUGUCGACACCAUCACAGAUCAGAAGCCUCCUUCAGAGAAAGAUAAAGUUUCAAACAACUACCACCGAGCUGAAGGCCAAAAUUCGGGAAACUUCAUAACUGAUCGUCCAUCAACAAAAGUCAAAUCCGUACCAGGUGGAGAUUCAUCUCUCGGUUACUUGUUUGGAGAUAAGUAAGUAAUUAAUUACAUUUCUUUCUCCAAACUCUAGCUCUAAUAUGUGAUUUGGUGUAGCUUUUAUGUGGGUUUUGAAUACUUUGUAAAAUAAGGGAUUAAGUUCCCAUAAGGGUUGGAUUUGCAAGGGUUUCUUCAAA
Messenger RNA from Corylus avellana, 571 nucleotides. It is a transcript of the gene SP1L5, whose product is annotated as SPIRAL1-like5. The record is from RefSeq and is a predicted model, not a curated record. Gene Ontology annotation, biological process: cortical microtubule organization. NCBI's taxonomy places the organism in Eukaryota, Viridiplantae, Streptophyta, Magnoliopsida, Fagales, Betulaceae. Gene Ontology annotation, cellular component: cortical microtubule, transverse to long axis.